Molecule: messenger RNA, 1205 nt
Organism: Symsagittifera roscoffensis
Lineage: Eukaryota; Metazoa; Xenacoelomorpha; Acoela; Convolutidae
Product: GTP cyclohydrolase 1-like
Exons: 4
Coding region: 293-1048 (251 amino acids)
Biological process (GO): tetrahydrobiopterin biosynthetic process; tetrahydrofolate biosynthetic process
Cellular component (GO): cytoplasm
Molecular function (GO): GTP cyclohydrolase I activity; zinc ion binding; GTP binding
Source: RefSeq, a predicted model, not a curated record
GGUUAACCGUCGAUACAUACUAACCGGGUGAAACAAGGAACAAUUUCAAUGGUCUUCGAAGUUUCUGGAGUGCUAGCCUCGGUAGCACAUACUAAAAUUGGAACGAUAUAUAGAUCAAAUUAUGCCUGCGUAUUAUACUGUUUUGUUAAGUUGAAAGUAAUAAGCAUGCGUUGUACUUAAUCUCAUCGUUGUUCUUUUAAAUAUUUUCUUAUUCAUAGGCGGUUGUUUUGUUCUUAAUCAAUCAGCAAUCACCUGUUUCGACUUAAUUCUCAGUGAACAGUUUCCGAUCUCAAUGGAGCAUUCUGACCGGCAAGCAUCAUCUACGUCUAAUGACCAAAAACUGACAAACGGAGUCGCAAAGCUUAGCUUGACUGGCAGUUCAAAAAGCCAUCAAAAGGGCAGUAGCCAUCACCCGCCAACUAGAGUUCAGAGAUCCCUGGAAUUGGAUCCAGAAACGGGGGAUUUCGUGUUACCUCACGGAGAAAGAUAUGGCAAUCUGGAAAAACUAACUGACACUUACCGUGAUAUUCUUACAGGAUUGGGCGAGAACCCAGAUCGUGAGGGGCUGCUGGACACUCCGAAGAGGGCGGCAAAAGCAUUGCUAUACUUCACGAAGGGAUACGAGGAGGAUGCAGCUGACAUCAUGCGAAGUGCUCUCUUCAACGAGGACCACGACGACAUGGUCAUUGUCAAGGACAUCAACAUAUUCUCCCUCUGUGAACAUCACCUCGUCCCCUUCUUCGGAACAUGCUCUAUAGGUUAUCUUCCUAACAAGAAAGUGGUUGGCAUUAGCAAGCUAGCGCGGGUAGUAGAGACCUACAGCAGGCGUCUUCAGGUACAGGAGAGACUGACCAAGCAAAUAGCCCAUGCAGUCACUGAGGCACUUGAACCGGCGGGGGUGGGGGUCAUCAUUAAGUGCAGUCACAUGUGCAUGGUGAUGAGGGGGGUGGAGAAACCAGGCAGCUCUACAGUCACAAGUGUCAUGCUGGGCGAAUUCAGAGACAACCAAAAAACGAGGGAGGAGUUUUUAGCCCUCAUAAAAAACUAGUCUGGGAGCUGCUGACGAAUAGUUCCUGCUUUUAUUUGACAGGACUGGCCAAAUAACAAAAUGCUUCUGAUAUUUUUUCCAAACGUAAUUCAUGGCGUGUUAAUUAUCGAAAAUAUCCAUUAUCAAUUAUGUAUGAAUAUGAAUUUGAUAUAAUUCU